Messenger RNA from Galleria mellonella (greater wax moth), 750 nucleotides. RefSeq names its product ATP synthase subunit O, mitochondrial-like. Gene Ontology annotation, biological process: proton motive force-driven mitochondrial ATP synthesis. The coding region runs from base 52 to 666 and encodes 204 amino acids. The transcript has 3 exons. The record is from RefSeq and is a predicted model, not a curated record. Gene Ontology annotation, molecular function: proton-transporting ATP synthase activity, rotational mechanism. NCBI's taxonomy places the organism in Eukaryota, Metazoa, Arthropoda, Insecta, Lepidoptera, Pyralidae.
UUUGACAUAAUAUUUUAUGAUUAGUUUGAGACAAUCUGUAAUAUUAUUAAUAUGGUUAAAAUACUUCAGAUAUUUACAAGAAACAUGUGCAGUAUUGCACUGGGCAAGAAACCACCUAUACCUGUAUUUGGAAUUGAAGGUAGAUACGUGUCUGCUCUAUAUAGUGCAGCAUCUCAAAUGAAGCAAUUAGAAGAAGUAGAGAAGCACCUUCGCGCUUUGCAAAAAGAACUGCUCAAACCCAAAGUUGUCGAUUUCGUCGAAACUAGUAUGAUAUCAGUUGCAGCUAAAGCCAAAAUGUUACAAGAAAUAGGGAAGGAUGCUGAGAUGCCUGCUGCUGCUAUAAACUUUUUAGCAGUUGUAGCUGAGAAUGGCCGUUUGAAGAAAUUGAGGCGAAUGAUAACUAUGUUUCUCGCUGUGAUGGUAGCACAUAGAAACGAUGCAUUAUGUGAAGUGAUCACUGCCACACCUCUAGACGAUGCUAAUCGCAAGUCUCUCAUGGAUGCUCUGAAGAAGUUCGUCAAAGAAGGAAAGAAGAUACAGCUUACAGAAAAAGUGGAUCCAUCAAUUAUUGGUGGGAUAAUUGUCGGUGUUGAAGACAAACAUAUCGAUAUGAGUAUCGCUAGAAAAAUACAAAUGUACACUGACAUAUUAAAACAAUCUAUCUAGAUUUAGUUAUUUAUUUAAAAUAAAUAACAGCAUUAUUCAUUUAAUCUUUAUUUUUCAUUAUAACUUUGCAUUAGGUAAUUUAAA